This is a messenger RNA of Exserohilum turcica Et28A, 1737 nucleotides long. RefSeq lists its product as uncharacterized. NCBI's taxonomy places the organism in Eukaryota, Fungi, Ascomycota, Dothideomycetes, Pleosporales, Pleosporaceae. The transcript is spliced from 5 exons. Bases 1 to 1737 code for a protein of 578 amino acids. The record is from RefSeq and is a predicted model, not a curated record. Gene Ontology annotation, molecular function: basic amino acid transmembrane transporter activity. Gene Ontology annotation, biological process: basic amino acid transport; transmembrane transport. Gene Ontology annotation, cellular component: fungal-type vacuole membrane.
AUGUCGCGGCCUGUAUCGGAGCGAACACCGCUUCUUCGCUCUACAUCGCAGAACCACAAAGGCACCCCUGCUUUCACUCAACCCGAAGUUACAGCUGCAGAGGUAGCGCAGCAGGGCGAAGGCGCUGCUCCCCAGUUCCCGGAAUCACGAAAGAGUAGGAGCCGCUCGCAGGAUGGCGUUGAUGGUGAUGAUGAUGAUGACGACGAUGACGAUGCAACAACAAUAUCAGAGGCAGGAGACCUGGUCAAGUUUGAAGAGAAUGGAAAGCUACAGGGCGUCGGCAUCUGGAGAUUCAGAUGUGUGUUCGGUGGCAUCCUGCUGGGAUACUUUAUUGCCAUGUUUGACUCUACAUUGAUGGCAUCCAGCCAUCCGGUCAUCACAUCCUACUUUCACGCUUCAAACUCAGCCUCGUGGCUAUCCACGGCCUUUCUACUUACCUCGACCUCACUCCAGCCGUUGAUGGGCCGCUUCUCAGAUACGUUUGGCCGUCGGCCUCUAUAUAUAGCUGGACUCAUCCUCCUUGCCACCACGACUGCAUGGUGUGCUCUCGCGCAGAGCAUUGGAAGCUUUAUUCUCGCGCGCGCCUUUUGUGGCAUCGGCGCUGCGGGCGUGCUGUCAAUGGGCAACAUCAUGACUAAUGACCUUGUCAGCAUCGAAGUGCGAGGCACAUACCAGGCGUAUAUCAAUCUCUUCUACGGUGGCGGAGCUGCCUGUGGAGCCGCGUUUGGUGGUUUUCUGUGCGACAGACUAGGCUGGCGGAUGACGUUUGCUCUUCAAAUACCACUCAUUUUCGUCCUACUGAUCAACGCCCUGCUCACGACUCCGUCGCAUCUCGGGCCCAAUCUGGCACGACGUUUUGGAUUGGGCUUCCGGGACGCCAUGAAGGGCUUCGACAUUGCGGGGUCAAUAUUGCUUACAGUGUCUGUUGCAUUUUUGAUUCUAGGCUUGAACCUUGGAGGCAACAUUUACCCAUGGACACACUGGAUCAUCCUGACUUCCCUUGUCGUAGCACUCGUAACCAGUGCCGUGCUUAUCAGGGUCGAGUCGAGAGCUGUACGACCCGUCAUGCCGCUUCCCAUGCUGUUUAGCAAACCGCGCGGCAGCCUUGUCUUCAACAACUUCUUUGCCCAAAUUGGCAUGAACACGAUUCUGUUCAAUGCUCCCUUGUACUUCCAGGCGGUCGAGCUGGAAAGUGCGUCUGUGUCGGGCUUCCGUCUUGCCGGUCCCUCGGUUGCCCUGACUGUUUGCGGCGUGUCUGCUGGCUUCAUCAUGACAGCGACAGGCCGCAUGAAGUGGCUCAUUGUAGUCGGGUCACUUUCGAUGCUACUAGGCGCCACAUGCCUCUCUCUUGCUGUUCUGGCGACCAGUACCCAAGAGGACCAAGCUGUCAUGACCAGCACACUUAUCUUAUGGCGCAGCCUGGGGAUUGUCAUGGGUGUCUCCCUGAGCAGUCUCAUCAUGCAGAACGCAUUGGCAUCGUACCUGGACAAACUAGUCACGGGUCAUGACAAGGCCAAGAUUAUUCGACGCGUACGUGAAUCAGUCCGCAGCAUAAUCGACCUUGAUCCCAAACAUCAAGCCCAAGUUAUCGAGGCCUACAGUCGUAGCCUGCGACUAGUCUUCAUCUCGGCAAUUGCCAUGUUUGUCAUUGUUAACGCGCUAGUUUCUGCCAUUGACUUGCCACGCUUGAGGAAAAAAGAAGCUAGCUCGGAAGAUGGCGAGGACAACGAAGAGUGA